AUGGAUCGAGGACGACUUCCAGACGAAGAGGACGCGGAUCUGUUCCGAGUGCCGGAUACCGCUGGCGGUGCUGGUUUCGUUCCAUCGGGUUCCACUGACCGGUGGCUGGAUGGCACAAAGUACCGUGUUGGGGACUGCUUACCGUACCGCGGCGAGGCAUGUCGGCAAUUCUUGAGUGGGCGGAGUGUGAUGAUGACAAGUGAGAGUCGAGAGGAUAUGUAUGAUAUUGAUAGGAACCUUCGAGCUGCCAUGAUGUUCAUCAACGGCGCCCCGACGAUCUCACAACAAUGCCGACAGAUCUCGACGAAUGUCGCCUGCUUUCACAUGUACAAAGUGUGUGACCCAAGGUCAUCCGUGGAGAAUCGACGGGUGCUGACCGUCUGUAAGAAGGACUGUGACGAGAUCCAGAGUCGCCUGUGCCCGUCAGAAUUGGCCUUGGCUGCCCAACACGAACUCGUUGGUGACGGACCAAAAGCGCUCUUUCCUCACUGUUCGGCUCUUUCACCGUCUUCAAAUAACUGCAUUGGUGUCCUCGAUUCGCCGAACCCAGUGAUGCCUAUCGAGUCAGAGAUUCCACGCGGUCAUCUGACGCAUUUCUGUUAUGUGGACAGUGGGAAACACUACGAGGGCUCCGCAUCGACAACAAUAACAGGGAAGACGUGCAUGAACUGGAAUGACGCCCCUUCA
Molecule: messenger RNA, 687 nt
Organism: Ostertagia ostertagi
Lineage: Eukaryota; Metazoa; Nematoda; Chromadorea; Rhabditida; Trichostrongylidae
Source: the annotation of a GenBank genome assembly